Nematolebias whitei (Rio pearlfish) is the source of this 3559-nucleotide messenger RNA. It is a transcript of the gene slc12a2l, whose product is annotated as solute carrier family 12 member 2. Gene Ontology annotation, molecular function: ammonium channel activity; sodium:potassium:chloride symporter activity. Gene Ontology annotation, biological process: sodium ion transmembrane transport; chloride ion homeostasis; sodium ion homeostasis. Gene Ontology annotation, cellular component: membrane. The transcript has 26 exons. Lineage: Eukaryota; Metazoa; Chordata; Actinopteri; Cyprinodontiformes; Rivulidae. The record is from RefSeq and is a predicted model, not a curated record. Bases 4 to 3279 code for a protein of 1091 amino acids.
UCCAUGUCGGAGAAGAAACCAUCUCUGCCGAGCGCCGGUUCCGCUCAGAGCCGCUUCCAGGUGGAUGUGGUGACUGAGGCAUCCCCCGCUCCGGGUCCAGGCUCCGGGACCGCCGAUGGGUCCAGGGCUCCCCCUGAGGAGGCCAAAGGCCGGUUCAGGGUGGUGGGCUUCUUGGACUCCGGCGCGGACAUCGGACCCCCUCCUGAUGUUUCCCACGAGCCGGACGCCACAAAGAGCGACUCUGUUAGCCUCCACUCCACCGGCACCGGGCACACGCACAUCUCGGACUCCCACUCCAACACCUACUACAUGCGGACCUUCGGACACAACACCAUCGACGCGGUGCCCAACAUCGAGUUCUACCGGCAAACUGCGGCGCCUUUCGGGGAGAAACUGACCCGACCUUCGCUGUCGGAGCUCCACGAUGAACUCGAUAAAGAGCCCUUUGAGGAGGGCCUGGCCAACGGAGAGGAGCUGUCAGCAGCGGAGGAGGCGGCAGCCUUGAUGGCCAAGGAGGCGAAAGGAGGGACCAUCAAGUUUGGUUGGAUCAAAGGAGUUCUGGUGCGCUGCAUGCUGAACAUCUGGGGGGUGAUGCUCUUCAUCAGAAUGUCCUGGAUUGUUGGACAGGCUGGGAUCGGGCUCACUAUUGCCAUCAUUUCCAUGGCCACUCUGGUCACCACCAUCACCGGCCUGUCAACCUCAGCGAUCGCAACGAACGGCUUCGUACGAGGAGGAGGAGCGUACUACCUGAUCUCCAGAAGUCUGGGUCCUGAAUUCGGGGGAUCCAUCGGUCUCAUCUUCGCCUUUGCAAACGCAGUGGCUGUGGCCAUGUACGUCGUUGGUUUUGCUGAGACCGUUGUCGAGAUGCUGAACGAUGUUGACGCGCUGAUGACCGACGAGCUGAACGACAUCCGAAUCGUUGGGACUCUGACCAUCAUUCUGUUGUUGGGGAUUUCUGUGGCUGGGAUGGAGUGGGAGGCCAAGGCUCAGAUUGUCCUCCUGGUGAUCCUGCUGGCAGCCAUUGUCAACUUCUUUUUGGGAACCUUCAUGCCAACGGACAAUAAAGAGCCCAAAGGAUUCUUCGGAUACCACACUGCCAUCUUCCUAGAGAACUUUGGUCCAGAUUUCAGAGAAGAGGAGACGUUCUUUUCUGUGUUUGCCAUUUUCUUCCCCGCAGCCACGGGGAUCCUGGCCGGAGCCAACAUCUCCGGUGAUCUCAUUGACCCGCAGUCUGCGAUCCCUAAAGGAACCCUGCUGGCCAUCCUCAUCACAGGCGUCACCUACGUGGCUGUCGCUGUCUCUACAGGUUCCUGCAUCCUGAGGGACGCCACCGGAGAUCAGAACGACACGGUGAGCGACACGGUGAACUGCACUGACGCCGCCUGCCAGCUCGGAUACGACUUCACCAUCUGCAAGGAGGGCGGCUGCCAGUACGGCCUGAUGAACGACUUCCAGGUGAUGAGUCUGGUGUCUUUCUUCAGUCCUCUGAUCACCGCAGGGAUUUUCUCAGCCACUCUCUCCUCAGCUCUGGCUUCACUGGUCAGCGCUCCCAAAGUCUUCCAGGCUCUCUGUAAGGACAACAUCUAUCCAGGACUGGCUAUAUUUGCUAAAGGAUAUGGUAAAAACAACGAGCCUCUCCGUGGUUACGUCCUGACCUUCUGCAUUGGCCUCGCCUUUAUCCUCAUUGCUGAGCUGAACAUCAUCGCGCCCAUCAUCUCUAACUUCUUCCUGGCCUCCUACGCUCUCAUCAACUUUUCUGUCUUCCAUGCCUCCAUGGCCAGCUCUCCAGGGUGGCGUCCCAGCUUCAAGUACUACAACAUGUGGGUGUCUCUGGCGGGGGCCAUCCUGUGCUGCGUCGUGAUGUUUGUCAUCAACUGGUGGGCCGCCCUCGUCACCCUGCUCAUUGUCCUCGCGCUCUACAUCUACGUCAGCUACAAAAAACCAGAUGUGAACUGGGGUUCGUCCACUCAGGCUCUGAUCUACAACCAGGCCCUGACUCACUGCCUGAAUCUCUCCGGAGUCGAGGAUCAUGUUAAAAACUUCAGGCCGCAGUGCUUAGUUCUGGCCGGUUAUCCAAACUCUCGCCCCGCUCUGCUGCAGCUGGUCCACUCUUUCACCAAGAACGUCAGCCUGAUGGUCUGCGGCCACGUCAGGACUGUGUCUCGUCGGCCAAACUUCAAGGAGCUGUCCCAGGAUUACGCUCGCUGUCGGCGCUGGCUCAGUAAGAAACGCAUCAAGGCCUUUUACACGCCUGUUUUUGCUGACAACCUGAGACAAGGGACACAGCUGCUCCUGCAGGCUGUGGGUUUGGGUCGCCUGAAGCCCAACACGCUGGUCAUGGGUUUCAAGAACAACUGGAGUGACGGAGACAUGAGAGAUGUGGAGAAUUACAUCAACUCUAUCCAUGACGCCUUUGACCUCCAGUUCGGAGUCGUGAUCCUCAGACUUCUGGAUGGACUGGACAUCUCUCACAUUCAGGGGCAAGAUGAGCUUCUGCAGCCCAGCGAGAAGCCACCAAAAGACAGUAAAGAUGUUCUGAUUUCUGUCAGUUUGGCUAAAGACUCAGAUUCUGACUCCUGUCUGUCAAAAAACCCCAGCAACCAGAGCAGCCCACUCAUCAUGAGAGAAACUAAAUCCCCUCUGAGUCUGACUGACCAGCGUCUCUUGGAGAGCAGCCAGAUGUUCAAGAAGAAACAGGGUAAAGGAACCAUAGACGUGUGGUGGCUGUUUGAUGACGGAGGUCUGACUCUGCUGAUUCCAUAUCUGCUGACCACCAGGAGCAAGUGGAGCGACUGCAGAAUCAGAGUCUUCAUCGGUGGAAAGAUUAACCGAAUUGACCACGACCGUCGAACGAUGGCCACCCUGCUGAGCAGGUUCAGAAUCGACUUCUCUGACAUCAACGUUCUCGGAGACAUCAAUGUGAAACCUAAAAAACACAAUAAGCUGAGUUUUAAGGAGCUGAUCGAGCCAUACAGGCUGAGGGAGGACGACAUGGAGCAGGAGGCUGCGGAGAGGCUGAAGGCUCAGGAGCCCUGGAGGAUCACUGACAACGAACUGGAGCUCUACAAGGCCAAGACCAACCGUCAGAUCAGGCUGAACGAGCUGCUGAAGGAACACUCCAGCACCGCCAAGCUCAUCGUCAUAAGCAUGCCUUUGGCCAGGAAGGGCACGGUGUCGAGCGCCCUCUACAUGUGCUGGUUGGAGACCCUGUCCAAAGACCUCCCCCCGCUGCUGCUGGUCCGAGGAAACCACCAGAGUGUCCUCACCUUUUACUCAUAACACACACCAAACAUAAGAUACACACUGUCCACACACAAAUACACUGUGUGUUUAGGCCUCAGAGUUUCUUUCUCAUCUGCACAAGAGCAGAGGAAUGAUCAGACGUCAGGUUUGGGGAAGAUUGUUGCUGUGAAGAGAGAAAUGUUUCCACAUUCUCACUGACAAACUAUUAAACUGAGUCAACAAGAAGUUUCCUUAACAUCAGGCUGUUUGGCUUCUUCGUGCUUUAAAUGAAGAAAAGUAACUCCAGUACACAUUAACUUUUUUAAUAAUUCAGAAU